AUGAAUAAAAAUAUUUUAAUAACUGUGAUUAUUUCUUUAUUUUUCAAUGAAUUAAAAGCUGCAAACUGUCCUUAUGGUACUGAAACUGAUAUUGCUGGUUAAAGAAAUGAUCGAGGGAAUAUAGCAAAUUGUGUUAACUGUAGAGCUAAUUAUUAUUUUAAUGGUUCUUCUGCCGAUUUCAUUCCUGGUGUUAGUUAAUGCGGAAGAUGUACAUAUUCUAAAACUGUAGGUGCUUAAGCCAAUCCAGGUCGUAUAGCUACAUUAGCCCUUUAAUGUGAUGAUAAUUGUCCUGAUGGUACUUAGACUGCCCUUGGAAAAACAAAAUAUGUAGCAUAAAAAUAAGAAUGUAGUUUUUGUAAAGCUAACUAUUAUUAUGAAACUACUAAAGAUUUUGUUUUCUUAUUAGGUUUUAGCAGAUGUGACGUUUGCCCAGUAAAAAAAGCUUCUGGUUCAUAAGCAACUGCAGGCACUAAUGCUUCAAUAGUUAAAUAAUGUGACGUUGCUUGUCCUGCUGGCACUGCAACCGCUUAUGGAGCAACCAGUUAUGUAUAAAAUAAAAAUGAAUGUACUUAUUGUGAUGCUAACUUUUAUUAUAAAUAUACUAAUUUUAAUCCAGGUUAUAGUACAUGCUCAGCUUGUCCAAUAAAAAAGACUUUAGAUGCUAAACACACUUAAGGUGAUAAUGCUAAAAUAGAUGUAUAAUGUGAUGUUGCAUGUCCUGUCGGUACUGUAACUUUUAAUGGAAAAACAACAAAUUUUGAAAAUGAUAAAUCCGAAUGUGUUAAAUGUGCUGCUAAUUUUUAUACUAGAAAGUAAAAUGGUUGGAUAGCAGGUACUGAUAUAUGUAUUCCGUGUCCUAAUAUUUUGAUUUCAGGCGCAUAAGCAAAUUACCCUAUGUUUGCUUCCCAGGCUAAAUAAUGCAAAGUUGUUUUUUCAUAAUUUUUAUCAUUUUCAUUAUUAUUUAUUUGUUUAUAUUUUAUAUUAUGA
Messenger RNA from Ichthyophthirius multifiliis, 987 nucleotides. RefSeq names its product immobilization antigen isoform, putative. The transcript has a single exon. The record is from RefSeq and is a predicted model, not a curated record. NCBI's taxonomy places the organism in Eukaryota, Ciliophora, Oligohymenophorea, Hymenostomatida.